Messenger RNA from Pochonia chlamydosporia 170, 1074 nucleotides. Its product is annotated as quinate utilization oxidoreductase protein. Bases 1 to 1074 code for a protein of 357 amino acids. NCBI's taxonomy places the organism in Eukaryota, Fungi, Ascomycota, Sordariomycetes, Hypocreales, Clavicipitaceae. Gene Ontology annotation, molecular function: nucleotide binding. The record is from RefSeq and is a predicted model, not a curated record. The transcript has a single exon.
AUGGCUUCAUCAGAAUCGACGCCAGUCCACUUUGUUGUUAUUGGGGCAGGAAUAAUCGGCCCAAGACAUGCAAUGACAAUUGUAAACAAUCACGAGGCAAAGCUUGUCGCUAUUAUUGAUCCAUCUCCAGCUGGGCAGACUCUGGCGGUCAAGUUAGGUGUGAAUUAUUUUACCACUGUCGACAAGCUGUUGAACUCAUCGGAAAGGGUUGAUGCAGCCGUCAUAUGCACUCCCAAUCAUACACAUGUGUCCAUUGCGAAGCAGCUAGCUUCUCACAACGUUCAUGUCAUCAUUGAAAAGCCCAUCAGCUCAAAUGUAGACAGUGGACGAGACCUUGUCAGUUCACUCUCUUCAGCAGCGAGCAAAGUAUUGGUUGGACAUCAUCGUCGGUUCAAUCCGUACAUCAUGAAAACAAAAGAUGUGCUCGCGACGGGCAAGUUAGGAAAAAUCAUGGCGAUCAACGGGAUCUGGGCGUUGCACAAACCCAUCGAUUACUUCCAAUCGCCUGCUGAAUGGAGACAGUCAGAGACUGGAGGCGCAAUACUUAUCAACAUGAUUCACGAAAUUGAUCUACUUCACUACCUUAUUGGGCCGAUUGUUCGAGUUCACGCAGAGGGGAUUCCCGCCCAACGUGGCUAUACAGCAGACGAGGGCGCAGCCAUGACUCUGAAAUUCAAGACUGGCGCUGUUGGCACGUUUCUACUCUCUGAUUACGCACCUUCACCCUACAAUUUCGAAUCGGGGUCCGGCGAGAACCCCCUCAUUCCAAAAGCUGGGCAAGACUUUUAUCGCAUAUUUGGGACAGAAGGCUGUCUUAGUGUACCAGACAUGGCACUCUGGUCUUAUAGCGAUGGCAAAAAAUCGUGGCAUUCUCAAAUGACGAAGCACCAGAUCCCGGUGGACGAAGCCAUUCCCUUUGAUCUACAGCUACAGCAUUUCAUCAACGCUAUCAGAGGCCGAGAAGAUAUUAAGAGUACACCACAGUCGGGAUUGGCCGCCCUCAUUGUUUGUGACGCUAUUAAGGAGGCACUUGAUCAAGAGAAGACGGUUUACAUUGCGGACUAUAGUCUCUGA